AUACUACUUAAUUUAUUCGAGUUAUUACCUAUCUGCUUGGUGGUUACAUUAUUUGAAUUUUCCAAUUUUCUCUCGAUAAUUAACUAUAAAGAGAAAAUAUACUUAAUACUCAUCGUCUUGACCUCUUAGUGUCGUAGUUCGCAGUCUUCUAAAAUUCCUUUAAAUUAUAUUUGUUCGUCCUGUUUAUUUAAAUUAAAAGUAUUUUAUUUAAUUAAAAAUGAGUCUGUGGGCAGAUAAAUAUCGACCAAAUUCGUUACAAAAGGUUGAUUACCACCAGGAUCAAGCUCAGCAUUUAACAAACCUCGUAAAUCAAGGCGAUUUUCCACAUCUACUGUUUUACGGACCUAAUGGUGCUGGAAAAAAAACUCGUAUUUUAGCAUUGUUACGACAACUUUAUGGUCCUGGAGUUGAAAGGUUACGCACAGAACACAUGAACUUCAUGACUCCUUCAAAUAAGAAAUUUGAGAUAAUGACUGUGGCUAGCAAUUAUCAUAUAGAAGUAAAUGCUAGUGAUGCUGGUAUGUAUGACCGCAUUGUAGUUAUGGAGCUCAUAAAAACUGUUGCACAAACUCAUCAAUUAGAUUCAACUAAGCAACGGCACUUUAAAGUAAUUUUAUUAACUGAAGUGGACAGGCUUACUAAAGAAGCUCAACAAGCUUUGCGACGAACAAUGGAAAAAUAUAUGGCUACUUGUCGUAUUAUUUUGUGUGCUAAUUCCAUUGGUCAAGUGAUUCCAGCCAUACGUAGUAGAUGUUUAGCUGUGCGUGUCCCAGCUCCCACUCAUGAAGAUAUUUGUAAAAUAUUAAAAACAAUUUGCAAAAAGGAAGGAUUAACAUUACCGGAUGAAUUGGCAUUAAUUAUCUCUCAGAAUUGUGAACGAAACUUAAGGCGAGCAAUAUUAAUGUUAGAAGCUAGUAAAGUGAAACAGUACCCUUUUGAUGUAAAACAAAGUGUUGUUGUACCAGAUUGGCAACUUUAUAUUGGUGAUACUGCCAAACAAAUAUUAAGCCAGCAAACUCCUGGAAAAUUGCUUGAAGUUCGAUCUAUGCUUUAUGAAUUGAUAGUUCAUGGCAUUCCAACAAAUGUGAUUUUUAAAUUUUUACUUAAAGAGUUGGUGAAAAACUGUGACAUUUCGUUGAAACACGAUAUUGUUGAAAUUGCAUCGUUUUAUGAACAUAGUUUAUUGAAAGGUAAUAAAACCAUGUUUCAUUUAGAGGCAUUUGUAGCCAAAUUUAUGUUACUUUAUUCAAAGUUCAUGGAAGAGUCAUUAAAUGGUAUAUUUUAAUUUGUAUUUCCAAUGUAUAACUUGAUUUCUAUUUACCUUAAAAUAAUUGUAAAAACAACAUUGUACACUUAAUCACUACUCAUUUUUAUAAUAUAAAGGUUGAACAUUUUUUUUUAUUA
Messenger RNA from Metopolophium dirhodum (rose-grain aphid), 1404 nucleotides. RefSeq names its product replication factor C subunit 3 (gene RfC38). Gene Ontology annotation, cellular component: DNA replication factor C complex; nucleus. Gene Ontology annotation, biological process: DNA-templated DNA replication; DNA repair. Gene Ontology annotation, molecular function: DNA binding; ATP hydrolysis activity; DNA clamp loader activity. The transcript is spliced from 7 exons. Lineage: Eukaryota; Metazoa; Arthropoda; Insecta; Hemiptera; Aphididae. Bases 218 to 1285 code for a protein of 355 amino acids. The record is from RefSeq and is a predicted model, not a curated record.